AUGUCUCAUGAGGAGAAUGGAUCCCAGCCACACUCCUCUAUUCCCAGACGCCGAGGAAACUGGGCUCAGCAUGCAAGUUACUUCUUCUUUGCCCUCUGUGCCCUCAUCUUGUGCUUCACUGAAUACAGUCCCCACCAUGUUGCCCAGUGUCUUAUAACCCAUUUUGUGGCCCUGCAAGUUGGAGUCCUCUCCAAGGGGAUCUGCACCUUCACAGAAGAGGUCCACCAUGUGUCAGCCAGGUAUCAUGGGAAAUAUCUCAGGGCCCUGAACGCUUGCCUGGAUUUCCGCAGGCACGGUCUCCUGCUGUUGUUAUGUUGGGCUGCCUACUCGUUGCUUCCCAAAGAAUCCGGGCUUCCAUCGUGCUUGAAUCUAAGCCUCAUGUGCCUCUGUCACCUUCUGGCUACCAUCUUUGGCCUUCAGAAUCCCUCAGCCGCUGAGCUUUCAGAAAUAUGCGAAAGAAACAACCUCAACGUAGCAUACGGACUCGCCUGGUCUUAUUAUAUCGGCUAUUUAAAAAUCAUUUUGCCUCACUUCAAAAAUUCAAUUACUGUUUUCAACGAAUGUAACAAUUUUUUGCUGAAAUGCAAGAAGACUUGGAAACUACACAUCCUGAUACCCCUGAACUGUGAGAUGUAUGAGAACCUUGGGAAGGCUGACAGUCGUAUUCAGUUCAUAAACAACCUCCCAGAAGUGACUAUGGAUCAAGCGGGCAUCAAGAGGAGAAGCUAUAAAAACAGUGUCUAUGGAGUCUUGGAUGAGAACCAAAAGAUGCACUGCUGUGUGGUAGAGUAUGCCACCCCUCUGCAGUCCCUCUAUGCCAUGUCUCAAGAUGACAGCGCUGCUUUCAGCCGGCAGACCCGUCUGGAACAAGCCAAGCUCUUCUGCAGGACACUGGAGGAAAUCCUAGAGAAAUCCAAAGAGUGCUCUGGCUGCUACCAGCUCAUUGUAUAUGAUGACUCUGGAGAAAAUGACAAACAUUUCUUAUCCAAGGAAAUCCUUCGGCACCUAGCACAGCAGGAUCAGGAGGAAUAUGCCAUGUGUGAAAAGGAGGAAGGGGGCAUUCACACACAGAGAUGUAUGCCUCUUGAAGAAACUGAACUUCUGAUUAGCGACUCGGACCAGCCUCUGUCUUUGCGUAGCGACAGCUGCUGAAAUAGGGGAGGCAUCUUAUGCCUUCACUGCCAGACUAGGCCUGGAGACAUCCUGGAAUUACAGUUUAUCUCCAGACUAAAGAGAUCAGCUCCCUCAGACAAAAUGGCUGCUUUGGAAUGUGGACUUUAUGAAAUUAUA
Molecule: messenger RNA, 1290 nt
Organism: Heteronotia binoei (common prickly gecko)
Lineage: Eukaryota; Metazoa; Chordata; Lepidosauria; Squamata; Gekkonidae
Gene: STING1
Product: stimulator of interferon response cGAMP interactor 1
Exons: 6
Coding region: 1-1152 (383 amino acids)
Biological process (GO): positive regulation of macroautophagy; activation of innate immune response; autophagosome assembly
Cellular component (GO): endoplasmic reticulum membrane; autophagosome
Molecular function (GO): cyclic-di-GMP binding; 2',3'-cyclic GMP-AMP binding
Source: RefSeq, a predicted model, not a curated record